AAAACCCCUUACUAUAGCACAAAUGCUGCGCACGCAUUAGCGAGUGCGUUCGUAACAUUGUAACAAUCGAUAAAAACGCUUACUAUACCACAAAUACUAUACUGCACUUUUAACAGCUCAACUGAGCAAUACUAGAUAAAAGCACGAUGUCUUCUCGUCAACAAAGAGAACAUAGAGGACAUAGCUGUGGAAGUCACCAAGGACAAAGAGGACAUAGCAGUGGAAGUAUAAAUACAAGAGGAAACUAUCAGGGAAGCAGACAUCACAGUAGUGAACAUCGUGGCGGACCAGGGACUAAUCAUAUCCAAGGUCCAGCACACCGUCCCCCAUCCAAUGGUAGAGUAGAAACAAGACCCUAUCAGGGACAUCGUGGAGGCCCAGGAACUAAUCCUGUUCGAGCUCAAGCACACCGUCACCAAUCACAAAACACAUCAGGAACAAGAAGCGACCAAGGAACCACACAACAAAAUAGCAGACAUCACGUUGGACCGGGAACUAAUCCUGUUCAAGCUCCAGCACACCGUCCCCCAUCAGCAGGAUGGGGCUCGUGGGCCAGGAACUGGUUUUAUUAGUGUUUUGUACUUGUAACUUGUACUUAUGUAAAGACUACAAUCAAUAACAUCUAUUUCUAUAAAUCAUAACCUAAAACUAACUCAAAGAACUUAAAAUGGCAAUAAAUAUCUUGUGAAAUUUUA
Molecule: messenger RNA, 695 nt
Organism: Exaiptasia diaphana
Lineage: Eukaryota; Metazoa; Cnidaria; Anthozoa; Actiniaria; Aiptasiidae
Product: protein argonaute 1B
Exons: 3
Coding region: 147-572 (141 amino acids)
Source: RefSeq, a predicted model, not a curated record